Messenger RNA from Amoebophrya sp. A25, 496 nucleotides. NCBI's taxonomy places the organism in Eukaryota, Dinophyceae, Syndiniales, Amoebophryaceae. The record is from the annotation of a GenBank genome assembly.
AGAUGAAGAAUUGAGAAAAAUCUUGGCUUUAUCCGUCGAAACAGCGGAAAUCGAGGAAAAGGACCGCAAAAGGAAACAAGAGGAAGAAGCCUUGAUUCUCGCUGCUUGUAGCAUGGACAAGGACAAUGAACAGGAAGAAAAGGAAACGGAAGAAGCCUUGACAAUGACAGGGAAUGCGGUAGCUGAAUCUACUAGUACUAUGUUGAUCGAAAAGACUGAUCAUGCUGGUGGUCAAGAACAGGAAGAAAAGGGAGAGGAAGAUAACGAGCUCCGUGUUGAAGAGGGAGCAGGAGCACCAGGUGGAACAGUAGCUGCCCUAGGCCUAGAAGAAGUAGGACGAGCUGCGAUAGAAAAAGAAGACCCUCCUGGUAGCUGCAUUCUGGAACCAGAUCAAGAUCUUCUUGCCCUCGCUGCUGCUGGGGAGAAGCCGAAUGAGACGAGUGGCGGUGCAACAUCUUCCAAAGCAGGAGGAGAAGAAGUUGUACCAAGAAAGGAC